Rhinocladiella mackenziei CBS 650.93 is the source of this 1722-nucleotide messenger RNA. RefSeq lists its product as uncharacterized. The transcript is spliced from 3 exons. The coding region runs from base 1 to 1722 and encodes 573 amino acids. Lineage: Eukaryota; Fungi; Ascomycota; Eurotiomycetes; Chaetothyriales; Herpotrichiellaceae. The record is from RefSeq and is a predicted model, not a curated record.
AUGCAACAGGCGAAAGCCGUAACGAUUCGGCCGAAUGAAAGCGCUGGACUUGCAGCGUCGCGCCCUGCUCCAAGGACUUUCCAAUUUGUUACCGCAAAUCCAUCCUCCGAAGCUGAACGUUCUCAAAAUAAAAUUCUCGUUCGCUCCAAUGCCUCCAAUUUUCACUGGCGACGAGUUAAGAAAUCCUCCGAUCCUUCCGCCAACCGAGGUGUAUCAAGACGACGUCCGACAAAUCACAACCAGACCAGAUCUUCCAAGAGGGCACUGGCACCUUUGACUCCGCAGCAGUAUGAGUCCUCUUCCACCGAAAGUGAACGAUCGACGCCAAAGAAUGAGGUGGAUCGCGACGAACACAAGAUAGAAUCGCCGGCCCAUCACAGCAAGCUGAUCGUGCUGCCGAGCAGUAGUUUGACGACACUGAUUGUUUCUGGACACCAUGAUCCGUUCGAGACAUAUCCGUGCGACCUUCCGAAGGAGUUCGUCAGUCCCAUUCUCGACCAGGUCAAUGGGUUUUUGUCAUUAAUGUUUCCGCCAGCGAGAGGACAAUUCUUGAGUCCCCUCGCCGAGACAUGGCUUCGAACAACGUUUCGCGAUCGAGGUCUUUUCCAUGCGUCCUUGUUCUGCCAACUCACAAGAAAUCGAAUUUUCUUCUCCUCGGCGCCCGAGACGCGGGAACAGAUGCAGUGCUACAAUGAGACGAUCCGAGGUGUCCACGAGAGAUUCAAGGACGCCAUACUGAGUUGCGAAGACGAAAACAUACUCUCUGUUUAUGCUCUGUCUUAUCAUGGGGAAUUACGGCGUGACCCUCCUGCCGUAGCGCCAUCUCAAGGGCCACUGACCACCUUGCAACUAUUGCACAUUUAUGGUGGCCGCCUUGAAACUGUGCAAGUCCAUCUACAAGGCCUCGCCAAAAUGCUGUCUCUGCGGGGUGGCAUCUCGAAGAUCGCACUGCCCGGUCUGGCCCAAGCGAUUUCCUUUGGAGAUAUCGUCGUCGCCUGCCAAAAUAUCGCGAAACCGAUGUUUCCGUAUGUUCCAAUGCAUGAUGAUGUUAUCGGACCCCUGAACACAGCAUCGAGAAGGACCCAUCCUCUCGUCGGCCUAGGCAAAGGGUUCCGGGUUCUACCGGGUAUGUUGAGUCAUGAAGAAGUGUCAAAGCUUCUUGCGGCUCUCCGAUGGAUUAUCCAAUACACGUUCGCGGUAGAUGAUCAUGUCGAAGGAAGGCCAGAGGCCCAAGCCUUAUCUGCCUUGAUGGACGAGAGGAAUUUCGUCCAACACAAUCUCAUGCUUUUGACACCAGACCCAUCUGAAAUCCGACAGGAACACCCAAUGCAUAGACUCUCCCGUCUUGCUACCGUCAUUUACAGCCUUCUCGUGGUCUUUCCGCUCCCGGCAGUCGCGGCACCAUUCCACCAGCUCGCUCAUGAUGUUCGGUCACAGCUCUCACAACUUUCCAUCCAAUCCCGAUGGACUGAAGCACCUGACCUCAUUCUCUGGAUAACAGUGAUGGGUGCCAUUGCCGCGGUAGGGUCAUCAGAUCGAACGUGGUAUCUUUCUGCUUUGGAUCGCCUUACCCGACGACUGAACAUCAAGACAUGGGCGUCUUUGAAAGAGCGGCUGAAAAUGUUUCUUUGGUUUGAGUACACCAAUGACUCGGAUGGACUCAAACUUUGGAGAGAAAUUGAAGAAUCCAGUGUAUUUCGCAUGGCCGAUAGGUUGCUUUGA